Molecule: messenger RNA, 1153 nt
Organism: Nipponia nippon (crested ibis)
Lineage: Eukaryota; Metazoa; Chordata; Aves; Pelecaniformes; Threskiornithidae
Source: RefSeq, a predicted model, not a curated record
CAAAAUGGAAAGGUUGCUAUAGUGACUGGAGGUGCUAAAGGAAUUGGUUACCAAACUGUGAAGCAUUUGGCAAGACUUGGCAUGCACGUUAUAAUAGCUGGAAACAGUGAGAGUGAGGGCCAAGAAGCGGUGAGGAAAAUACAAGAAGAAACUUUGACUGGAAAAGUGGAGUUUUUAUACUGUGAUUUGGCUUCCAUGAAGUCUAUACGGCAAUUUGUGCAGCGGUUUAGAGCAAAGAAUUGUCCACUCCAUGUCCUGGUGAAUAAUGCUGGGGUGAUGCUGGUCCCUGAAAGGAAGACAGAGGAUGGGUUUGAGGAGCACUUCGGCUUGAACUACUUGGGACACUUCCUGUUGACUAACCUCCUCUUGGGUACGCUGGAGCAAUCAGGAACGCACAGUCACAACGCUAGGAUCAUCACUGUCUCAUCAGCCACCCAUUAUGUAGGCAAAUUGCACCUGAACGACUUACAAAGCAGAUGUUCGUAUUCGCCCCAUGGAGCCUAUGCCCAAAGCAAACUUGCCCUUGUGUUAUUUACCUAUCGACUACAGCAUCUUCUGACUGCAAAUGGAAGCCAUGUGACUGCUAAUGUAGUAGACCCUGGAGUAGUGAAUACUGAGCUCUACAAGCAUGUCUUUUGGGUUGUAAAAGUGGUCAAAUGGAUGACAGCCUGGCUAUUUUUCAAGACUCCAGAGGAAGGAGCCUCUACAAGCAUCUAUGCAGCAGUAUCACCCGAGAUGGAAGGAGCUGGUGGCUGCUACCUUUACAAUGAAGAAAGGACAAAAUCGGCUGGCAUAGCAUAUGAUGAGGAGCUGCAGAGAAAGCUCUGGACAGAAAGCUGCAAGAUGGUUGGGAUUUCUGAUGAAUCCAGCAGAGUUCCCUAGAAGAAGCCACUUCCAGCUGGGUAAAUGAAAUGUAUUGACAAGCAUCUUAGGCGAAUUCUUGCAGCAUCAGUCAUCAUCCUGGAAAUCACUGUUCAGUCCCAAAGGCAAACAUGAACAGCUCUGUUCUUCACUUGAACCCCUAGUCUGCUAGGGUGGGGGGGGAGUAUUCCCACAGAAAGAUGUAGUGGUUGGUUUUAAAUCUAACCAUCAGUUUUGUAAAUCAUGAUGUUUCAGUCUGUGAUUAAAAUACAAUCUUUAACCUUGUGCAGAG